CAAUUGAAGGGGAGGAAAAAAAAAACCGACUGAAGGGAGUUACCUCAGCGCUCUGCGAGAUAUGAGAUCUGGCCAUUUUCCAGGCGUUUUUCAUUUCCCCCCUCUCCAUUAAAGAAGAAAAUCAGGAAAAUCGGCGGGGAAAGAAGAGGCACAAACAUCGGCCUGAGGAGAGAUCACUGCGCCGUUCUGCUCCGAGUCAACACGAACCUGCGUGCACAGCGAUUCUGUCUCUCUCUCUCUCUCUGUAUGUGUGCGCGCGUGUGCGUGUGUGUGUGAGAGAGUGAGUGUGUUUACAAGUGUUUGAACGAGUGCCAGAAACGAGGGAAGAAGGAGAGGAUAAAGCCUAGGAAGGAAGGAGGGAUGGUGGACAACUCAGGCAGCAGUAAGGCACAAAUGCCCAGCAUGUCUCAGGACCCCGGUGUGGCCUUUCCUCAGAGCACCUCUUCGGGGGGGAUGAAGCUGGAGGCGGUGAUGGAGCAGCUCCAGCGCCAGCAGCAGGCCCGCCUGGAAAUGGAGCGCAAGGAGAGGAAGCUGCGAGAGGCCCACAUCAUGUACGCUCAGCAGGUCGCCGCCCAGCAGGCCAUCCUGGCGGCCGCCCGGGCGUCUGGGGCCAGCUUCAUGGGCAAAGGCCUGCCCGUCGGGGUCCCAGUGGGCGGGCUGCCUCCACGGGUGUCCAAUCAGAGCAGCGUGGACUCGGAGAGGGAGGACGACGAGGACAGAGGCCGGGACUCCGGGGACGACGACGACGACAACGAAAUGAUGGAGGGGGACGAGGGCAGCGACGACGACGAGGGGAGCGCGAGCGGUUUGGAGUUUCUCCGCAAGCAGACCCUCGCUUUGCAGCAGAGCGCCGCCCGCAUCCCGGCCCGUCCGUACGGCGGUUACUCCGUAUCGGCGCUCCAGAGGGUCGCGUCCCCGCCUAUCAGGGUGAAGCAGGAACCGGACGAGGGUCUCUCUCCCGCGGGGCCUCACUCCGCUACGUCUCCUAACGGGCAGGCCGACUGGGGCUUUGAGGAUCACUUCAGACAGAACGGGAGCGCCGGCUGGGCUGACGAGGCCGACAGCAGCCGAGGACGAGGAGAGGCCUCCAGAGAUUUUGCAAAGCUGUACGAACUGGACAGUGACCCCAAAAGGAAGGAGUUCUUGGACGACCUCUUCACCUUCAUGCAAAAGAGAGGAACCCCGGUCAAUCGAAUCCCCAUCAUGGCCAAGCAGGUCCUGGAUCUGUACAUGCUGUACAAGCUGGUGACGGAGAAGGGAGGCCUGGUGGAGGUCAUCAACAAGAAGAUCUGGAGAGAAAUCACAAAGGGACUGAACCUGCCGACCUCCAUCACCAGCGCAGCGUUCACUCUGCGCACACAGUAUAUGAAAUACCUGUACCCAUACGAGUGCGAGAGGAAGGGCCUCAGCUCCCCGGGCGAGCUGCAGGCCGCCAUCGACAGCAACCGCCGCGAGGGUCGUCGUCCGAGCUACAGCAGCAGCCUGUUCCGCUUCUCUCCCUCCCCCAGCACCGCCCCCCACAUCCUCUCACCUCCCAAGAUGCACCUCUCCGCUCUGGGAGCGGGCGCUUCGGCGGCACUCAACGGGCUGCACGCCUCGCCAGGACACUCUCUGAAGAAAGAUGACCUGACCCCCAACAUCAUGGCAGCCAGACCCUCCAUGGCGCUGGCUCUGGGUCAUCAGCAGGUAGCUGGUUUGGCCCGAGCCGCCACCCUGGAGCAGCUGAGGGAGAAGCUGGAGACCGGAGGAGGGGAGGGUCCGGAGAGGAAGAUGGCCCGCCUGGCCGAGGAGCAGCAGCGUCUGAUGCAGCAGGCCUUCCAACACAACCUGCUGGCUAUGGCCUCCCAAAUGCCCAUGAACCUGCGCCUGGGAGCCCCCGCCAUCACCACCAGAGAGGAGAAGCAGCAGGACAUGUCUCUGAGCAUCUCCACCAACGGGAACGCCAGCAUCACCGUCUCCGUGGAGGUCAAUGGAACAAUCUACUCAGGAACCCUGUUUGCUCAGAAGUCCGGAGGGGCCCCGGGGCCCGCUGUGUCGGCUGCUGCCGCCUCAGCCCCCCCUGCUGGAACCAGCACUAGCUUUGGCUUCUCUGCAGCCCAUGCUCAGAACCUCAGCCCCUCGUCCUCCGCCUCCUCCAAGGGUCCCAGCUCGGCUGAGACGGCCCCCAGCGGGUCCCCCUAACUCAGGCGGGCCCCUUUGUACCUGCUCCUCGGGGGCCUCUCUUCCCACCGGAAGGCCCGGCAAGAAAAAAAUCCAGUACAAUGAGAAACCGAUAAGAAAAACAAACUGUUGCACAACAAAUACCUCAUCAACCCUGUCGACCUCUUGGCUGUCCAAUCAUGAACACAGAGCCCGAGAAUAUUACACGACGACACGUGCCCGAACGCACAGCUAUGCAUUUAUACUCAACACACACACACACACACACACACACACUACACUACAAACACACACAGUCUCACCACACACACACACACACACACACACUUAUUGUAAUCAUUAUGAACAUGCUAAACACAAUCAGCUCAGCCAAAACCCACUGACAGGUGUAGUCACAACUGAACUUGAAAAGUUUUAUCUUAGGACAUUUUGUUUGUUUGUUUGUUGCCAUUUUGUUGUCUUGUUUUUUUUUUUGAUUUUGUGUUUUAGAAUGAUUUUAUUUUUUAGUUGUUUUUUUUUUCUCUUUUUACAUACCUCAAAUCAAGUAACCUGCAGUGGUGUCUUUACCUCAGGAGCUGUCGUAUAUUUAACCUGAAUCGACUUUAUUUUUGUAUUCUUUUUUGACCGAGUUGCAAUCAGGGGAAAGUCGGGUAACUCUCACCAGUGGAACCUCAUGUACAGAGCGCCCUCCUCCUCGUACUGAUGCUGUGGAUCAGCACAUCAUAAACAAACAGCUGAUUUCAGAACCACGACCUCAGCUCUGCGUCCUUGGUGGUGAUAGGAGGGUUAACGACCUCCUGACAUGGACGACAUUUCAAACUCUCCAGCGAUGGAUGGGAUGAAGUUUAACUUAUUGCUGGUCCGCACACACAUGUAGCGCACAAAGGUGGAGGCGGUGCAGAGACCGGGUGCAGCUCUCAGACCUCAUACUGGCCUCUCUGCUUAAGGGGGGGCGUCGCUCUCUUUCUCAGGAAAACAAUGAGACAGCUGCACAGAAUCACUGUUCACACAAAGGAAGAAUGCACGAGUCCACACGACUGUUGAAGAGUACCUCAUGCGCCUCUCUGAAGGGAGAGCGACACUACAUACCUCAUAACGGCUGCAACGCCAUCCAGACUCGACCGCCCCCGACCCGCGGGGGAACUCCUCCCUGAACUGGAACUGAACAUGAACGUACCGACGCUGCAGCGCUGGCGGUUUUUCUGGGAAUGAACAGAACUCUCUCUCUCGCUCGCUCUCUCUCUCUCUCUCUCUCUCGCUCUCUCUCUUGCUCUCUCUCUCCUCCCAUAUUUACUUGUAGAACGUGUUUUAUGCUUGCAAUCGUUUUCUUUUUACUUUUUAUUUUUGGUUCCUCCAGUUGUUGUCUGAAAAGAGUGAUUUAUAUAUAUCUGCAUUUUUUUCAGGGACGAGGAAAAAGCGAAGUCUCUUCCUCGCUUGACACGUGUAGAUUUUGUGGGGAUUGUUGACAGGUUUUUUCGAGUCUCAGGAGUCAAAAAAGAGUUAAAACAAACAAACGACCACAUCAACCUCAGGUUCGACUGCAGAUUGCAGCGAACGCGUCUUCGUUCAACGACAGCGGGCGAAAUGAUAUGCAUGUGUACAAUCAUGUGACCAGUGUUUUUAACACCCACAAUCUGCUGGUUCUUGCACAGCUAGAAACCAAAGACUAGCCAGGUCGCUCCUCUCGAUUGAUCCCUCGUACAAUCCUGCCUGAACGCCGCUGUGCUGCACAGCAACGCAGUCCGUUAAGAGACUGCAACAAAAAAAAAAAAAAAAAAAAAAGAAAGCAUCUAAUGUCAUUUAAUAUAAUUUUUUUGAGUUGUUUCCUAAAACAAGUGAUAUCUUUAGAUGAGGUAAAUUCCCUUCUUCCAGAUUUGAAAGCAUGACCGAAUCAUUGACAAGUUGACGAUCAGGACGCCAUCAGCACGUCCAGACGGAGACGUUUGGUCGCCCGGAUGUGUGGUCUGUCCUGAGCUCUCUCUCUCCAGUUUGAACUGGUUUUUAAAUGCAACAUACUGGUGUGGCUGCAGGCCUUCUUUCACAUCAGGGACAGACGGCUCCCCUAAACUUCUAAAAGACACUUCCUGAUAAUCCAGACACUCAAACUUCUCCUUUUCCCUUUAAAGUAACUUUUUAGCAUUUUGAAACACCACAGAGGUUGAAAAAAAAAAUACUUUUCUAGCUUUAUGUGUUUUGACUGUGAGGCUUUUUUAACCGUUUAGAGCCCUCGUUACGCCCAGCGCUCUCCUGCCGGGACGCCUUGACGCUUUUAUUAGAACCUUAUUUUAGCCGUCAAGUUUUUGCAGUGCAGAUCACAGUUUAGGGUUAAGUUCUCCAGGUGAACCCUUCACCCCCCCCCCCCCCCCCCCCCGUGUGACACAUGACUGUAUUUUCUAAAGAACUCUUAGAUGCUGCCUUAAAGUAGUUGCUGGUGAGAUGUGGCUGGUGCAGGUUUCACUGCUGCACCAGUCCGGAUACAAAGUCUUCAAGCUGAACCCUUUCGGAGAGUAAUCACGUUUCUCUGGGUCGGCGAUUCAAUCGGACGUUAGACAUCGGUUUGUUUUUUCAAGCUGAUUUUUGCUAUUUAUUUGUUUCUUUGUGUUUCUUCCUGGUGGACCUCGUUCAAAGAAACAACAAGUCCAAACUUUCUGUUUCAUCUGCUUAGUCUGAGCAAUGACCGUUUGAUAGUGUAGCGUCACUGCCUUUGUGUGUGUGUGUGUGUGUGUGUGCGCGUGCGUGUGUGCAGGUCACUCACCUACAGUACCUGAAUUACCAUGAAAAUACUGCAGGUGGCGCUAAACAUCCAGUCUAGUGCAGGAGAGGAGCUGAAGGGGGAAACAUAAGUUCUCACCUUUUUUCUGUAACUGGGAAUGUUCUCGCUCCGGUGUGCUCACUGGGAAUAAACCAGUGAACCCACCACCAUCCUCUGCUGUUAAAGGAGCGCUCUGCUCGCUCGUUUGUUCAGAGGGAACAAAUCGAAAGUGUUACAGGUUGAUGAAUCACCUUUUUCUUUCUUCAAACCUGCUCCCCUCGCUGACCUCCUCUUUCCAGCCGCCUGACCUGCUGUGUGUAUGGUGUGUGUGUGUGUGUGUAUUAGAGACCGCCCCUACCUCGUCAUACCACAAUACCUCAGGGCAGUGGGCUGCAGUCACUGUUGCGAUGUUGGAUGUUGAAGCUGCAUUGAGGGACGAGCACUGAGCGAAGCUGCGGUCACUUUGGCCUGAACGCUUCUUUGGUUCGUGUGUGUGUGUGUGUGUGUGUGUGUGUGUGUGUGUGUGUGUGUGUGUGUGUGUGUGUGUGUGUGUGUGUGUGUGUGUGUGUGUGUGUGUGUGUGUGUGUGUGUGUGUGUGUGUGUGUGUGUGUGUGUGUGUGUGUGUGUGUGUGUGUGUGUGUGUGUGUGUGUGUGUGUGUGUGUGUGUGUGUGUGUGUGUGUGUGUGUGUGUGUGUGUGUGUUUUCUUCGAGUCGUCAGUAACUGCAGGCGAGGUCUCGUCACUCAGGAAGCUGUGAAGCUGGAAGUCUGCAGAACCUUUUGGAGUUAAUUCAGUUUGAAAGUAAAGAAACCUGAUCUGUGUAAAAACAGGCGCAUAUGCAAGUGGUUAUGGAAUACCUCAUUUAUCAAUUUAAUGUUGUUGUUUUUGGCUUGUACAAUGCUCCGUAUAUUAAUUCAACUGUGGGGUUUGUGCAUAUUUUUGUACUGUUAUUAUUAUUAUGGACAUGAUAAUAAUGAUAUUACUGAUAUUAUAGUUUUCUCUUUGAUUAAAGCAAACAAAAAAAAAAAUAGGACAAAACACCUGAAUGCUUGUAAGAACUGGUUUGUGCUGAUUGUAUUUAAGAGGAGCACUUUUCCAAAGUGGUUUUCACACAUUCAGUUUUUGUUCAUAUUAGUAAUAUAAAGAUAUGGUUCUCAGGGCUUUAAACUUGUAUGUCAUGAUAAAGUUUUACUUUAUAUCUUA
Messenger RNA from Labrus mixtus (cuckoo wrasse), 6114 nucleotides. RefSeq names its product AT-rich interactive domain-containing protein 3B-like. The transcript is spliced from 9 exons. Gene Ontology annotation, molecular function: DNA binding. Gene Ontology annotation, cellular component: nucleus. The coding region runs from base 361 to 2181 and encodes 606 amino acids. The record is from RefSeq and is a predicted model, not a curated record. Lineage: Eukaryota; Metazoa; Chordata; Actinopteri; Labriformes; Labridae. Gene Ontology annotation, biological process: regulation of transcription by RNA polymerase II.